This is a messenger RNA of Staurois parvus, 666 nucleotides long. The record is from the annotation of a GenBank genome assembly. Lineage: Eukaryota; Metazoa; Chordata; Amphibia; Anura; Ranidae.
GGUCAGCAGGGCAGUGUACAGGGGUCAGCAGGGCAGAGCGCAGGGGACAGCAGAGCUGAGGAAAGGGGUCAGCAGGGUGAGAAGCAGGGGUCAGAGGACAGAGGUCACUGCUGGCAGGGCAGAGGACAGGGGUCACUGCUGGCAGGACAGAGGACAGGAGUCACUGCUGGCAGGGCAGAGGACAGGAGUCACUGCUGGCAGGUCAGAGGACAGAGGUCACUGCUGGCAGGGCAGAGGACAGGGGUCACUGCUGGCAGGUCAGAGGACAGAGGUCACUGCUGGCAGGGCAGAGGACAGGAGUCACUGCUGGCAGGGCAGAGGACAGGAGUCACUGCUAGCAGGGCAAAGGAAAGGAGUCACUGCUGGCAGGGCAGAGGAAAGGAGUCACUGUUUGCAGGGCAGAGGAAAGGAGUCACUGCUUGCAGGGCAGAGGACAGGGGUCACUGCUGGCAGGUCAGAGGACAGAGGUCACUGCUGGCAGGGCAGAGGACAGGAGUCACUGCUGGCAGGGCAGAGGAAAGGAGUUACUGCUUGCAGGUCAGAGGACAGGGGUCACUGCUGGCAGGACAGAGGACAGGGGUCACUGCUGGCAGGGCAGAGGACAGGGGUCACUGCUGGCAGGGCAGAGGACAGAGGUCACUGCUGGCUUUGGAGGGGGCACAACUA